This is a messenger RNA of Notolabrus celidotus (New Zealand spotty), 7021 nucleotides long. RefSeq names its product rotatin (gene rttn). Bases 171 to 6941 code for a protein of 2256 amino acids. NCBI's taxonomy places the organism in Eukaryota, Metazoa, Chordata, Actinopteri, Labriformes, Labridae. The transcript is spliced from 50 exons. Gene Ontology annotation, cellular component: centrosome; ciliary basal body; centriole. The record is from RefSeq and is a predicted model, not a curated record. Gene Ontology annotation, biological process: ciliary basal body organization; centriole replication; centriole-centriole cohesion.
ACGCACCAUGGUCCUCUACCGGAAGUGCAGUGACGUUGGCGCGUUUGUUGAAAACAGACCCGGGCAGACGUUGUUGACAUGAUGACACUCACCAUCAAACACACACUGAAGUGACAGAGUUUGGUGUUAUAUGAGGCUGUUUCGCCGAGGCAGGACGCAAGACACUCAGCAUGGAGUUGUCCCCCCUUAUAAAGAAAAUAGGCCACUCUCUGGUGGAGAUCAGAGUCCGAGCUCUGAAAAGCAUCAUAAGCAAGCUGGACCAUUCCCUGAUCUCUGUCCCUGACAUUGUUCAAGAGAAGAUGCUCUUCGUGUAUCUUCUGGAGUGGUUCAAUUUCCCCGAGGUGCCGAUGCAGGAGGAGGUCCUUGAACUGCUCUCGACUUUAUCACAGCAUCCUUCUGCUGCCCAGAUGCUGAGAGACGUUGGUGCGGUAGACUUCCUCACCCAACUGUCUCCUAACGUGGAACCCAGACUGCGAGCUGUCAUCGAUGGAACCCUGGACCAGCUGUUUCAGCUACCUGAGCUACUCCCCAGUCAUACGACGGUCUACUCGCAUGGACAGCGUGCUGCAACUCCAACAGAUUUAGCUGUUCCACCUGAAGAGCAUUCAACUAAAACAGGCUUUUUCAAAAUGAGCAUACAGAGCCAAACAGAUGUACCGCCUCAGAGGAUAGCAGUGCAUGAGACCGUGAGAUGUCUCAAGUUUUCUGUGUUUCCAUGGCUGACUUUGACAAACACAGACAGACACAUACUUUCAUCCAACGAGAGCUCUCUAAGCAGCAGCAACCCCAACUUGGUGCGGACCACGUGUGAACUUCUCUGUGACGUCAUCAUGCAAGACUUUCCGGCGGAGAUCUUCCUCCAAAGGCCCAGCAUCGUAAAGAACCUCCUGGCCCUGUUGAGGCUGCACGGCUCAGGUAAAGGUGAGGCCAGCUACCUCCACUUGCAGGCUCUUUCAUGCCUGAGACAGCUUUGUGUGGGGCUCAGGAGGAGGCUACGCUUUCAUCAAGAUCCAAGCUUCUACUCUACAAAGCAAGAUCCCGGCUCCCAGAACUCAUCCUUCUCCGUCUCCCAUGAGGUGCGGACCCAGCGCUCCCAGGCCUCCUCUCCGGGGGCAGAGUGUUCCCCUCGGCCUUCUGUGGUGGGACGCACAGACCAGAGAGCCAGGGGAGAUGGCCAGGAUGGAGAUGCAGCAUCCAACAGUGGCAGCUCGCAGAGAGGUGGAGCAGCAGCCCAGGCCCCCAGGCAGACCCCCCAGUCGCCUGCAGAUGUGGCCCAUAUGGCGCUUCCUGAUCUGGGUGUAGAGGAUGUCCUGGAGCUGCAGUUACAGCAGCUCACUUUGGCUCAGUUCACUGUUGCAACCUUGGAACAUGCCAUACCUCUGCUGAAGACAGACUCUUCGCACGUGUUCCAUCGUGUUCUGGAGCUGCUGUGCGACGCCGUCCUCCUGCUCGGGGACAGCGUCUGUGAGCUGGUCUGGGACGAGCGCAGCCUGGUGGGGAUGGAGCUGAAGGAGAAGCUGCAAGCCUGCAUGGAGCUACUGGGGGAUAUCCUGAGCUACCAUCAGAGCUGUUCAGCAGACAUUCCCCACAGCUGUCAGGUUCAUCACAGAACGGCUUACACAGGCACUGCUAUAUUCACCGUUAAACUCCUACAGACCAUCCUACCUCCUGAAAAGGCCGUUGAAAAUCUCCCGGAAAACACAGCAAAAGCUAUUUUCCAUCUAUCCUUGGAUACGUCAUUGGGAAGCUUACUACCCAGCAUGCAAGAGACAGCCGUGGCCUACUUGGAGCAGGUGAAUUCCGACAGCUAUGAUCUCUACAGGAGGGUGGCCCGUGCUGCUCUUUGGAUGGAAUCCACCUGCAACUUCCUCAAGGAAGCACAAGCUGAGGGAGAGAAGAACUGGUUGGAGUUACUGGAGCUGGCAGAUGAAGCAAUAAGCGGCCUCCCGUUUCAUCAGCACCUGCCCAUCGUCAAAGAAUGCGUUCACAUCUGCUCCUACCUGUGGAAGUUUGAUCAGCCCAGCCCCCUCCUCCAGACAGAGAGCCAGAAACUGCUCCUCAAGCUGCUGUCACAUCCCAUACCGCCUGUGAAGACAGAAACCUACGAAUGCUGUUUCAACCUGGUCAAGGACUGCCUUGGCAUCCAGAAUGUGUCACGACAGGAACCGGGAGCCUGCGGUGGAGUGAACUUCCUUCUUCACCACAGGGUGCUCUAUGAAAUAAGCGCUUUUGGGCUCCAGGAUUCUGCAGAGAAGGUGAACGCUGCUGCCAAGGAUAUCCUGCUUUUCCUGCUGAAGGGGCGAUUGAUGAUGACAGCAUCAACCUGGGAGAGAUUCAAUGAGGCACUUUACCCGGUCAUGCCAAUAUUACAGGGUUACUCCAGCACUGAGGAGUCACUGGGAAACUGUGUCCUGCUGAUAAGUGACAUGUCAGACGCGGCGAGGGACAGCGUGUUUCCAAGCACAGCCAAACUAAAAGCAGCGCUGAGACUCCUUUUCACCAAACAGCCCACAGUGAGAAUAGCAGCAGUGCAGCAGAUCCUGCCCCACCUGAACAGUGCUGAUGAUGCCAGCACCGCCAGACCAGACCUGGAUCAACAAGUGGUUUCCUCACUUCCAAAUCUGUUUUGCCUCAGGAGCCCGUUAGACAUUCGGCUGGACACAAGCAACAAGUCUGUGCUCAAGGUGGAGUCGGUGGAGAAGCUGUUUUGUAUACUGACCUCAGACACUGUUGACAUCUCCCUGAGAAGAUCAGCAGCCGAGCAGCUCGCUGUAGUGCUACAAGACACAACAAUGCAUCCAGUGCUGAAGAAUCUCGAAAUAACCGACAAAGUCAUUUCUUUCAUUAUGGAGAGUGUAAACGGCAACACGAGCUCCGAUUGCCUGCUGGAGCCUUGUGUUUGCAUCCUGAGGAAGCUGGUGUAUGCAGAUCCAGCUCUGAGGCACAGCCUGGCACAGCGCAACCUCCUGCUCCUCACUGUGCUCAGGGCGUCCUUGAUAUUGAAGGAGAACAAAGGCAAUGGAAGCGAGAUAGCUGUCCUAAUGAGCUUGCUGUUAUUUGAUGAGAUUGCAAGCAUUGAAAUGUGGUCAGACAGUAAAAACACGGAUGUGAACCUUGCACCGUUUUCCCUACCGCUGUCUGUAAUUCGCAGGUACAACAUCCCUUUCCAGGCAGCAUCUCAUCACGCUGUCAGCCCGCACUGCUGCGUCCUGCCCCCUUCAGCUGACCUGCUGACACUGGCACCCGCCCGCCAAGCCCUACAGGUGGCCUGGAACACUGCAUGGCUUUCUGGGAUGGACAACCUGCUCGAAGAGCUGCAAGGCAUUUCAACCUAUGCUGAUGAAUUUCAUCCUGACUUAAAGCUGUCAGAAGCACAGGUUCUGUCUCUGCGGGUGGUGCACCUUCCCGCUGCGCUGCAGGACUGCAUCCAGGCCAUCGUCAUGGCGGCGGGACACAGUUUGGUGACCUCUGCCCUCUCCAGGCUCAAUCUCUAUCUGCUCAUCGACAGGCUGGCCCUCCCUCACGUUCCCACCCACAGCUGCAGAGACACUCUACAGGUGCUCAGUUGGCAGGCAGCAGUAACCAGGUUUCUCCAGGUGCGUCCAGCCUGUGUGGAGGAUGAGAGGUUGCUGGUGGGCAUUGUUGCAUUUUUGAAUGCCUACUUCAAACAGGUGCACACUGAGUCCACAUCAGACCCAGAGGACAAGGACCUGCGCUGGAUACUGGAGCUGCUCCUCAACCAGGAGGCUGCAUCGCUUCUUAAUUUGCUGCUUGGUGUGGAGACCCAGACCUCGACUCAAAGCCCAGGGGAGCAGGAGGAGCUGAAGAACCACAUCAGCCAGAGACUGCAGAGAGAGCUCACCAGCUUCUUUAACAUCUUACUCCUCCGAGUGACCAACACCACUGACAGGCUCUGUCUGGCACUAGCAGGCCCCUUCAAGAGCCAGCUGGCACUCCGUUUGCUUCAGUGCCUGCGGGUGUCCGACGCCCCACGUUUCUACGGCCUUCCCAGCCUGGAGAGGACACUGCAGGGCAUGGUCAGCCUGACUGCCCAGCCUGGCUGGAGCUCCCACUGCCCCGACCUGGAGCCUGUGUCCCUGUGCACCAAGUAUCUCAGUGGGCUUCUAGAGGUGAUCUCAUCGUUUUAUGUGGAGUGGGGAGGCAACUCCCUCUCCUUCAUGGGGAAAGGUGUGACUAAGAACGCCGUCAUCUGUUUGCUUCAGCUGUCCCAUGAGAUGCUUGCUGAGAACAAAGACAAGGAGGAUAUGGAGGCACGCCAUCCAUAUUUGCAUACGGACUUCAUAUCCCAGUGGUCUUUGGGGAAUGAAGCAGCUGCUGAGGAAGCGAGCGCCUCUCAGCUCGGCCUGGCCUGGCUUAUCCCACUCUGGGUGGACAGAGAUCAAGAGGUGAGGUGUGCCAGUUUAGGUUUGGGUGCAGCUCUGUCCUCAGUGCCCAGCGGGUGCCAGGCUCUGUGUGCCAGCUGUCAGAACAUCAGCGGAGGACUGUGGGGGACGCUGCUCAACAUCCUCCUGGAUCAGCAGGAGAGCAGCAUGGUCCGCAGAGAGGCUGCAUUUAUCCUGCAGAAUUUGCUGGUGAUGCCCAUGCCUGCCAACGCGGAGGAGGCCAAGGACUCCCACUGGCAGCACCCAUGUGUCCACGAUGAGGUGUCCGGUGUGUCUCUGGUGGGUCUUCCAGCGCUCCAGGCUCUGCUCUACCACUGUCAGUACUUCCAGCAUGUGGCUGUCUGUGCUGCUUGUUGUUACCGAGGCAGGUACACCUACCACCUGCAGCUCCGUGGUGGCAACACCAAAGGGCCGGGCUCUCAGGGGAGCAGUUCGAUUGACUCAGAGAAUUCUUUGUGGUUUUGGAGAUGUGACCCACCAGCGCCCACGGCCAACUCCAGCAGACCGUCCAGCUCCCUCUCCACUUCGAGCACAGUGAUCAGAGGUUCAGGCCCACACACCCCUAAGAGUCCCUCCCCUUUGAGCUUCCCAGAAGAAAUACCGGCCAGCCGACUGACAGCUCAAGGCCAGAGCGACACAGACACCAGCGACUCAGCCGCUUCCCAAGACUCCCGACAGGGCGAGCCCUCGGCCGUGGAACCCGUUGUCAUGGUAACUCCUGAACUCAUGGCGGCCCACUGCGGCCUGCUGGCUAACCUGCUGGCCCUCCUGCCAGAUUUCACCCUCACUGCUGUGCGACACAACCAGCUCCUCCAGGCGCUGGCCAGUCUGGUGAAUAUCGAGCCUAUCGAGAAAUGUCUGAGCGAGCUGAAGACACCCAACAUCCUUCCAGGAGAGAGAGAAGACAUCAAGAGCCAGCUUGUCACGUUACUUCAGUUCCUGUCUAGCUUCUGCAAACUGCUGCAGUCAUGUGUUGUGGUAAGCCAGGAGCUGAUUGGACAGAUGGACUUCCUGAAGCAGCUGGUGGCUACACUCGUGGCAGUGCUCAUGCUGGAUACCAAAGGACUAGAUGCAGGUACCCGGGACGCAGUGUGUGUGUGCUGGGCAGACGUGUUUAUGCUCCUGGCUACUCUGGUGAGGAGGGACAGCUCAGCGUCGUACCCAUCUGUCUCUGCUGCACUGGGGAGACGCUGGCGGACAUUUGCAGGAACACUUUCAGUGUGUGUGAAUGAGAAGCUCCUAGAUCCUCUUCUUCACUCCGUGGCUCUGCAGUUUCUCUGUGCAAUCUUCACCGAAGAGACAAAGAGUCAGGGCGUAGAUGUCACUGACUCUAAACCUGCUUCAGCUUUGUCUGAAGUUGUGAAUGGCCCCUCAGCCAGCCAGCUGUGUGAACUGCUGCUGCAGAGUUUUGAGAAGAGGACCCUUCAGGACCCUUUAAAGAAGCUGACAGCCAGAACCCUGAUGACACUGUUAGCCUGCAGCCCUACCGCUCAAAACCACGCAACCAAAGCUGGUCUUAUUGACAGCUGUGUGGAGCAGAUGAAGCAAACUCACUCCCAGCUCCACCUGGAGUCCGUCCGACCUGGUAAAGCCGCUCACCGCAAAAAGGAAGAAAGCUAUUUAAAGGAAAUCAAGCUGACUGUUGAGAUCCUGCGGAGCGCUCUUUAUCGCAACGAUGAAUGCAAAUCGGUGGCCACAGAUGCUCGCCUGACACUGGCACUCUAUGCUCUCUGGCCUUGGCUCCUAUUGGAUGACCCCACCAUGGAGGCGGUGCUGGAGCUUCUGUGCGUCUACACGGCCAACUGCACCACAGCAUGCAGUUCCCUCUGUGGAGGUGGUCCUGGUGCUGCACCAGGCUCUAAAGGCACCCUGAGCAACUCCCUGAUGCACUGCAUCAUGAAGCUGGCCUCAGGGGUCGCCCCAGAUAACAGCCAAGUCCAGAAGCUUGCCUUCUCCCUGUUGGCUAACCUCGCUACAUCCAGAGACUGCAGAGGCCUCCUGCAAAAGAAUAACUUCCUCCAAGCGUUCCUGUCGGUGCCAAUGCCGAAGGCGAGUGGUGUGAAGGCCACAUCUGUAAGUUGUGGCAGUGGGAGCCUGCUGGGCCUGUGGCUGAGGCUGAUAGUUAAUCUCUCGUUCAUGGAAGAUGGCCAGCUGAGUAUCCUUAGGGUGACUGGAGCUCUGGAACUGCUGGCAGACCUGGCACAGCAACGGCGCCACGCUCUGCUCACCCUUCACAACCUCUGCUCCUGUCCUGCCAACAAGCCACAUGUACUUGCCAACGACAAAGCCAUGAAGGUGUUGCUGAGCUGUUUGGACAGUAAAGACAUGGAGACCCGAUGUAUGGGGGCUUCUUCACUUUGGAAUUUGCUCCACAACAAUCAAAGGGCCAAGACUACUUUGAAGUGUCCCUCUGUUCGAUUGAGAAUCGAGGCGGCACGUAGCAUCUCAAAGAAAGCAGAUGCAGAAAACAAGCAGGAGCCUGUGAACACGUACCUGAUGAAGUGCCUUGAAAACCUCUCCCAGCUGCUAAACAAGUGAUGUUAUUUAUUAUUUGCUUUAAUCAUGUUUUAUACAAGCCUACUAUGAACUUGUUUUAAUAAUAAAGUACUCGUGGGGGA